AAUGAAAAUAUUCCGGCUCAUGACCAUAUUUUCAAGAAAAUAUCUGAAACAAAUGUUGAUGAUUUAACACCUGAUGAUCUAUUAAGCAAUGGUACUGUUGACCUAAGCUCAGAUAAAUUUCAACUUUCGGAAAGUGACUAUGUUGCUCUCGUGAAAGAAAAAGUGUGUAUAAGAAUGUUAAGUAAAGAUAAUGAAAUAAAGAAUAUUUGUAGUGAUUUUGUUGCAAGAAGAAAUGAAGUCCAAAAGUUGAAAAAGUUUGUACUAUCAUCAACGGAAACAGCAACACAUAAUCAAUGGGUUGAGGAGGUUCAUGAAAGGGAACGUAUAGCGAAGAUUGUUACUGAUGUUCUUUUACAGGAGAUAAGAUUUAACGCACUUCGUAAAAUUUCUAGAGGUUCUGAAAAUUUUUUCAUGGAAAUUAUAUCCCAUUUGAUAGAUGCUACCAUAUACAACCUACCUGCAGAAUGUGAGAUUGAUGUAACGAGAGCUGAGCAACAAAGUAUCGUGAGUAAAAAUCGCAAAGCUCAAAAUAAUGAAGGAUCUAGAGGUGACAAACCAGAUCUCAUGAUACGAUCAUAUCAUAGACAAAGAUGGGAGGAACUUGUCUAUUUUGAAAGUGGCAAGUGGAAUGCUAGUGAUAAAAAAAUACAAGAUGAUUAUAAUAAAUUAGUACAGCUUUGUCUUGAUGGAUAUGAAGAGAUCUCAAAAAAGUGUAAAAAGGAUAUUUUGUAUAAAAAUUAUAUAGGAUUGGGAGUCAAUAUUGCAGCAAAAGUACCUUUAAGCAUGAAGUCAGUUAAUGAAAUUGAAGAAUUUGUUUAUGCUUUAUUAACUUUACAGAAUGGAGUUAUUGUGAACUUGUAUUGUCUUGUCAACAGUUUUCAGACAAGAUCCAGAAAGGCUAAAAAUGCGAAGCUUAGGCAGACCAUAAAAGAAAAUUCAGAUCUUGAGACUAAAAUUUUAAGC
Molecule: messenger RNA, 963 nt
Organism: Racocetra persica
Lineage: Eukaryota; Fungi; Glomeromycota; Glomeromycetes; Diversisporales; Gigasporaceae
Source: the annotation of a GenBank genome assembly